This is a messenger RNA of Coniophora puteana RWD-64-598 SS2, 1009 nucleotides long. Its product is annotated as N-terminal nucleophile aminohydrolase. The transcript is spliced from 8 exons. NCBI's taxonomy places the organism in Eukaryota, Fungi, Basidiomycota, Agaricomycetes, Boletales, Coniophoraceae. The coding region runs from base 31 to 816 and encodes 261 amino acids. Gene Ontology annotation, biological process: ubiquitin-dependent protein catabolic process. The record is from RefSeq and is a predicted model, not a curated record. Gene Ontology annotation, cellular component: proteasome core complex, alpha-subunit complex; cytosol; nucleus.
UGUCCCUCUACCACCUUUACACUUUCCGCCAUGGCUAGAAGAUAUGAUAGUCGAACCACCAUAUUCUCCCCUGAGGGGCGUCUAUACCAGAUCGAAUAUGCCAUGGAAGCAAUCUCGCACGCCGGUACGGUGCUCGGCGUUCUUGCCAAGGACGGCGUCGUCCUGGCAGCUGAGAAGAGGGUCACCGGGAAGCUCCUCGAUCUCUCGGGAGCUAAGGAUGGCGGGUACGGUGGUAGUGGCGAGAAGAUGUUCUUGCUGAACUCAAACGUCAUCGGUGGUGUGGCUGGUAUAACAUCAGACGCCAACUCGCUCGUCAACUAUGCUCGGACGACAGCCCAGCGGCACCUGCUGAUGUACAAUGAUGAUAUCCCUGUCGAACUUCUUGCUCAAAGACUAUGCGAUCUGAAGCAGGGGUACACGCAAUAUGGAGGCCUUCGGCCAUUCGGUGUCUCGCUGCUUUACGCUGGCUAUGACCCUCAUUACAAAUUCCAGCUGUAUCACUCCGAUCCAUCAGGAAACUACUCGGGCUGGAAAGCGACUUGCAUAGGCGCCAACAACGGCACCGCCCAGAGCCUCUUGAAGCAGGAGUACAAAGAUGAUAUCCUCGUCAAGGAUGCUAUUGGCCUCGUGCUUCGGAUCAUGAGCAAGACAAUGGACAGCACCACGCUGGGUAGCGAAAAACUUGAAUUUGCCGUAUUGACCUACGAUGAGGAGGCCAAAGCACCCAAGGCCAAGAUCUACAAGCCUGGCGAGAUCGAUGCUCUUUUGCAGGCUGAGGGCCUUGCGAAGAAGGAAGAUGACGAGAUGAAGUCAUAAUCUUGUACAUGGACUGUGUAAUCAUAAGCGGCGCUUGCAUUUUUCUCAUCAUGAAACUUAACAUUGAACCUGGGCGGUGAUCAGCCAGAUUUCACUAUACCGUCAUCACCAAAUGUUCGCCGCUUCGUCUCUUGAAGGACGCGUCAUCGCACAGCAGAUAACGUAUAGGGAAAAGGAUGAUAUAUUUGCAAGA